This is a messenger RNA of Schistosoma guineensis, 1272 nucleotides long. NCBI's taxonomy places the organism in Eukaryota, Metazoa, Platyhelminthes, Trematoda, Strigeidida, Schistosomatidae. The record is from the annotation of a GenBank genome assembly.
AUGAAGAGAUCACACUGUCGAAAUUCCCGUCAGGCAUAUUCUAAAUGUCGAGGAGUAUGCUGUCUGAUACUAGGCAUUGUAACUGGUUUGUUAUUACUGUUAAAUUUUAAAGUAUUCUUUGGAAAUACGUUCAAUUAUCAAGAGUACUAUAAAUAUUAUAAGAAUAAAAAAAAUUAUUUAUCCGAUAAAUUAAGAGAGUUUAUUGUUAAAAAUAUUGUGGAUGGUGGUAGUAGUAUUAGUCGUAGUACCGCUACUACAAAUUAUGAUUAUGAUAAUAAUAAAAAAUAUCUAAUCAUUAAUGCACAAACUACAUAUAACCAUUUAGACAACAAAAAUACACAGAGUAAACAAAAGAACAGAGAGCAUACAAUAACUAUUACUAACCCACCUUAUUUCAAUACAACUACUAUUAAUUCAAAGCCAAGUAUUCACAUAGAUACAGACUAUUCUACAAAACUGUAUAAUAAAAUAAGAAUAUUGUGUUAUAUUAAUACACAUCCAGAAAAUUAUUAUAAGAAAGCCAUACAUGUACAUAAGACAUGGGCUAGAAGAUGUACAAAGCAUAUAUUUAUGAGUACAAAAUUCGAUCCAAUUCUACCGGUUGCUGUUUUAAAAUUACCGUAUCCAGAAGUGAGAAUGCAUUUAUGGAGUAAAUUUCGCAUCAUACUUCGUUACAUUUACCAAUUUCGUAAUGAUUAUGAUUAUUUUUUAAAGACCGAUGAUGAUGCCUACGUAAUUAUGGAAAACUUAUUGAAUGUUUUACAGAAUUACUCACCAGAUAUGCCUUUUAUGCUUGGGCAUAGAUUUCCGAUUCUUGCUCGAAAUGGUUAUUUUUCUGGUGGUGCAGGCUACGUUCUAUCUAGAGAAGCAUUAAAGCGUAUAGUUGAACAGUCAAUUGACAGACAUCAUAAUUGUCCAGUUUAUGAUGAAAAUAUGGAAGACGUAAAAAUGAGUAUAUGUGGACAAGCAGUUGGUGUUCGCUUAUAUGAUGUAUUUGAUAUACUUGGUCGUUAUCAAUUCCGUUGGAGAUCGCUUGAUAUGUUGUUGAAUUUUACAUCUUUUCGAAGUUUGCACUGGCGUCCUUUGAAAUUACAACCGCAAACCUUAUAUGCAGCACCACAUCAAUCAUUACUUAGUGAUGUUGGAAUCAGCUUUCAUUAUGUUACACCAGAUAUGAUGUAUAUGUUAGAAUAUUUCUUAUAUCAUUUACGUCCAAUUGGAUUAGUGAAUAAUUUUGUACAACUACCUAAAGAAAUGUGUAAUGUACAAUGA